UAAGAAGAGAAGAUUGACACUUAGUUUGUUUGUUUGCUAUUAAAGAAAGCAUCCCUUUAGGGCGCCAUUUUCGCAUCUCUCUCUCUCUCUCUCUCUCUCUCUCUCUCUCUCUCUCUCUCAUGGCCUCAAUUGGAUCGACAAUCUCCAUUGGAGCUGUGCAUGAACAAACCAUCAAAGAAGCUCAAGUCUUUUCCACCGCCACCACUACCACCCACCGUCAUGGCAAACAACUAGAUGCUGGUGCCCUAUUUGUUCUUAAAUCCAAAGGGUCAUGGUGGCACAGUGGUUUUCAUUUGACAACAUCAAUAGUAGCACCACCAUUGUUGAGUCUUCCGUUUGCGUUUGCAUCACUUGGAUGGACUGCCGGAGUGAUAUCUUUAGUGGUCGGAGCAAUUGUGACAUUUUAUUCAUAUAAUCUCAUUUCUCUUGUCCUUGAACACCAUGCUGAGUUGGGUAAUCGUCACCUCCGGUUUCGUGACAUGGCAUAUGAUAUAUUAGGCCCAAAAUGGGGUAAAUAUUAUGUGGGCCCAAUCCAAUUCAUGGUGUGCUAUGGUGCAGUUGUUGGUAAUAUCCUUUUGGGAGGUCAGUGCCUCAAGGCAAUAUACAUACUAUGGAAUCCAAAUGGAACAAUGAAGCUUUACGAAUUUGUGAUUAUUUUUGGAAUUUUAAUGUUGAUUUUGGCACAAAUUCCAUCCUUCCAUUCCCUUCGCCAUAUCAACCUCCUUUCUCUAAUCCUAUGCCUCCUCUACAGCGCCUGCGCCACCGCCGCUUCUAUUUACAUCGGAAGUUCUUCAAAAGGACCCCAUAAGAACUACUCCUUGAGCAACAACGAUGAGACUCGAAUUUUUGGAAUCUUUAAUGCAAUGGCAAUCAUCGCCACCACUUUCGGAAACGGAAUCAUUCCAGAAAUACAAGCGACGCUGGCACCGCCGGUGAAGGGGAAGAUGUUCAAGGGGUUGUGCGUAUGCUAUGCGGUGGUCACCGUCACGUUUUUCAGUGUGGCGGUUUCCGGUUACUGGGCGUUUGGGAACGAAGCCGGAGGUUUAAUUUUGAACAAUUUUCUCAAUGAAGAUGGGAACCCUUUGGUUCCGAGGUGGUUCAUUAUGAUGACUAACAUCUUCACUAUCCUCCAGCUCUCUGCUGUUGCAGUCGUUUACUUGCAGCCAACGAACGAAGUUCUUGAAAGAGCGUUUUCGAAUCCAAAGAGCGGCGAAUUCUCAGCUAGAAAUGUGAUUCCAAGAUUGGUAUCGAGAUCGAUGUCUGUGAUUUUGGCAACGACGAUAGCAGCAAUGUUGCCAUUUUUUGGAGAUAUUAAUGCGAUGAUCGGAGCAUUUGGGUUUUUACCAUUGGACUUUGUUUUACCGGUGGUGUUCUUUAAUCUGACGUUUAAGCCAUCGAAGCGCAGCCCUAUCUUUUGGUUGAACUCGACCAUAGCAGUGGUGUUCUCGGCGGUCGGAGUUACGGCGGCGGUUGCUGCGGUGAGACAAAUAAGCCUUGAUGCCAAGACUUAUAAACUAUUUGCUAAUGUAUGAUCUGAUUCAUAGUAUUUUAACGAAUUUUAUAACCCGAAAAGAAUAUGGGUCCGGUUCAAAUCUUUCGGGUGUAAAAUAGAGAUAAGUCGCUAGUAAAAUUUCUACUAUUAUGUAAUUGGUAAUUGGUAAUUGGUAAUUAGUGGUCGAAUUUGGGUUUAGUUAUGCACCUAUUAAGUCAUAACAAGUCCUACGAUAAUAUAUGCAACGCUUGGAAAUAUCA
Lactuca sativa (garden lettuce) is the source of this 1752-nucleotide messenger RNA. RefSeq names its product Transmembrane amino acid transporter family protein. The record is from RefSeq and is a predicted model, not a curated record. Lineage: Eukaryota; Viridiplantae; Streptophyta; Magnoliopsida; Asterales; Asteraceae.